UGUGCUACAAAUUUUGGUGAUAUUUGUCACGCCGUUGGACAAGAAGCCACUGAGAAAUUUUUGAUCCCAAAAUUUUUUGAGCUCUGCUCAGAUAAUGUUUGGGGGAUGCGAAAAGCCUGCGCAGAGUGCUUCAUGGCGGUGUCCUACAGCGCGUCCCCCGAGGUCCGCAGAGCCCAGCUGUCACCCCUCUUCAUCAAGCUCAUCAGUGACCCCUGCCGAUGGGUGCGCCAGGCUGCCUUCCAGUCCCUGGGCCCCUUCAUUUCCACCUUUGCGAACCCCUCCAGGGCCGGCCUCUAUAUUCGAGAAGACGGCACCCUGAGCAUCCGACCACCAGCUCAGGAUUUGGACUCUGCUCUCGCCUCCGGGUCACCCAGUGCGGGCAGUUGUGGUAACACUUCCUCGGCCUGUUCCACGAAGCUGGUACACACGGAGCCGGACCUGCCCACGGAGGGCGCAUCAACAGGAACCAGCGAUCUCCUGCACAGCAGUAGCUCCUCUGGUGGCCUCAUGGCAAACUCAGUGGAAGAUUCUGCCUUGACUGGAGCUGAGUCAGCCAGGCUUUCCCCGGAGGCCGGUGCCUCCCUGAAGCUCCCUGAUGGGGACAACCUCCCCAUCCACUGCCACCCUGGACCGGGCUACUGUACCUGCCCAGAGAGUCCUGAGGAUGUAUUCAGUAAUUUCAUUUAUUGGCGAACUCCUCUCCCUGACAUAAGCAAGGACCUAGAGCUAUUUCUGAGUGAGGCUGGGCCCCAGGAAAAGGGCUGCAGCAGGCCCGAGACCGUGCACCACAGUUGUGUGGCCCGGAGCGAGAUUCAGAAAGUCCUCGAUAGUCUGCAGGAGCAUCUGAUGAAUGAUCCGGAUGUUCAAGCUCAGGUCCAGGUCUUAUCAGCUGCUCUGAGAGCCGCACAGCUUGACUCUGUGAAUGAGCCUGAGCACCAGCCGAUGGAAGGUCGGCAUGAGGGGUCCAUUUUCGACCCCAGCCCUGCCUCGGACAAUCAGACGGCUCUGUCGGCUUCAUCAUCGCAGAAGGAGCUCUCCGAGCCCAGGAUAUUACAAAGCACAGACCCUGGCAAACCCUGCGGUGGGGCCGUUGACCAGCUGGAGAUGGAGCAGAGGCAUCUCCCCGCCCCACUUGAGGAGAAUAAAUCUAAAUUACAGGAUGUAAUACCUCAACCCCUGCUCGAUCAGUAUGUGUCGAUGACCGACCCUGCUCGCGCCCAGACUGUCGACAUUGACAUAGCCAAACACUGCGCCUACAGCCUCCCCGGGGUGGCGCUCACCCUGGGCAGGCAAAAUUGGCACUGCCUGAGAGACACAUACGAAACGCUGGCUUCCGACGUGCAGUGGAAGGUGCGUCGGACCCUGGCCUUCUCCAUCCACGAGCUGGCCGUGAUUCUCGGGGACCAGCUCACAGCAGCUGACCUGGUGCCCGUCUUCAAUGGAUUUUUAAAGGACCUGGAUGAAGUACGAAUAGGAAUUCUUAAACACCUGUAUGAUUUUCUAAAGUUGCUUCAUGAAGACAAGAGGAGAGAAUAUCUUUAUCAGCUUCAAGAAUUUGUAGUGACCGAUAACAGCAGGAAUUGGAGGUUUCGAUAUGAACUAGCAGAGUAAGUAAAACCUGUUUGGGGAUAUGAGAAGGCAAAUUAGAUGGAAUAAUUCUUAAUUUUCCUACCUUAUAAUUGAUUUCUAAACUAGCAGUAAUAGUGUUCUUUCGGAUAAAGAGAUUAUGUUUUUAUUAAGGGAUAAAGUGAAUUCCAAAGCUCUAAGUUACAAAUACCACGGUCUCCGGGGAGACAUUCAUUUUCAGAUGCAGACAGGGCUCGAGUCACUGUGGAAUUAGUGUGUUCUGCUGUUCUAUAAGGCAAUUUAUUCGAACCAAAUAAAAGAUGAAUCACCCACUCUUCAAUAUUUUCCUGUUAAUCGGAAGAGUUUUUGCCAGAGCUUUUCUGAACAUUCUGAGUGUAGCCCUCUCUGCAGGGCACAGCGUGGUGUAUGCACUUCAGCUUCUAAAGAAAAUGACGCGACAGAGACAGACACGGAAAGGUCUCACCCAGACGAGACGAUUAUUAGAUAAAAACGUCCCCCAAGGUGGCUGCUUUCUGCACGUCAUUUUGUGCGUGAAGGACUUAUUUAAUCCUGGCUUGUGCUGGCCGGAGAGAUGUUAAAGGUGUGCCCGGUUCUAAAAGAGCUAAAGCUUUGAAUAAAGAGCUAAAGUCCCCUUCCCCAGGCGUGCCACGUGCUUUGCGACGUGCUCUGCGCGGUGCCGAGUGCAUUUGGUGGUGACGGUGGGCGGCCUGGUGUUAGUUUGCCCCUGCCCGGGGUUUAUCUCCCCAGCUUUAGUUUUCAUUUUUCUUACCCUCAACUAGAAAUCUCUCAAAUCAUUAUCUUUGCUGUAGAAAUCCAUCAGGCUUUUGCAGCUAUUCAGGAUAUGAUUUGGCCGAUGCCAGGGGCAAACUAAAAGAUUUUCUCUUUGCUGUGAUCUUUAAUCAUUAUGCUUAAUUUGAGAGAUUGAGGUUUUAGUCAUUAUGCCGUGUUCCCAGCUUACAUUCUGAGAGAAAAACAGGCCCACGUUUUCCAUGAAAGCAUCGCGCCCUCUAGCGGCCGUGAGAGGGAACUCGGCCAGGUCCGUCUCGGGCCGGGCGGACCUGCUUC
Messenger RNA from Leptonychotes weddellii (Weddell seal), 2652 nucleotides. NCBI's taxonomy places the organism in Eukaryota, Metazoa, Chordata, Mammalia, Carnivora, Phocidae. The record is from RefSeq and is a predicted model, not a curated record.